AUGUUAAAAAGUUAAUCAACAGAACUAUUUGUCAGCCCUGAAGAAUUACAAAGAAUCACAUUCUUUGCCACUCAAAAUCAAAGAAACAGUCAUAAACCAAACAUUCCAAGUGCUAAAUAAGAGGAAUAUACUUUUAAGCCUUCGGUAAGAAAUAAUAAGAUAAUUAAUUUUAGAUCAAUAAGAAAUCUGUUAACAUUUAAAGAACAGUUGAUGAUCUAUUAAGAUGGAAUGAAAGAAAAUCAUAAAGAUUAUAACAAUGCUAUGAGGAUGCUGUAAAUGUGAAUUUUCAAUUAGAUAGACAUAAGAAUUAUAAUAAAAUGCGAACCGCUUAACACAUGAAGUUGAUACCAAUUAACCAAGUGUUUUUGAGAGAUUGUAUGUAGUAAGAAAGAGCAAUGAAACUAUUUAAUGUAAAUAUUCUUUUACAAUUUCAUUUAUAAUUAGAAACCACAAAGCGUAAUACAUCUGAUUCACAUCCCUAUUUUACUAAAAAUAUGUCAAAUACAUUAUACUCAGAAUACAAAAAGUAAAUUAGUGGUACUCCAGAAUAAUAAGAAAGUGAAUAUUAAUAAGUUUAAGAAUAAGAAGAACCGACUACUUAAAAAGUAUGUCUACCCAAUAGAUUUUAUUUUGAUCAAUCUGAAUAGUAACAAAAUACUGAACCUGAAGUAUGAUAAUUCAUAUUACUAUAUAGCCAAAAGUCACAAUACCAUAACAUAUGUUUGUUGAUUUUAGAUAACAAAUAAAAUAGAUUAAUGAGGAACCAGAACCAGUUCCUUCCAAGAAACCUUUACAAAAGAAAGAGAUAGAUCUGAUGGUAGAGAGGUAAAGUAUAUUAAAUAUUCAUAACUAGAAUGAAUAAUUGGCUUCAAAAAAGAAAUUAUAAAAUUUAAGAAUAAUAGGAUAGACAAAUGUAAAAUGAAUCCAACGAAUGUACUUUCUAUCCAAAACUUAGCAGCAUUAAAUAACCUAAGGUAUAACAAUCAAUUCAAAAUUCAUAAAGAGUUUCAUAACAAUCCUCAUAUUCCAAUUUAUUUAGAAGCAAAAACAAUUGA
Paramecium primaurelia is the source of this 1055-nucleotide messenger RNA. Lineage: Eukaryota; Ciliophora; Oligohymenophorea; Peniculida; Parameciidae. The record is from the annotation of a GenBank genome assembly.